AUGGAUUUCAAUGAGUUUAUCGGAAUAUGUGGCAGGUCUCCAUUCGCAGAAGAGUUCCGAGGCGACUUUGAUGAAGCGUGGGACCGGCUCCAGCAACAUCAAUUUGACGAUUUUCUGAUCGAGCCGGAGCAACAUGCCGAGUAUCUUCGAUGCGUUUCUCUUUACUCGAUCCUGACAGGCAGGUUGGCAUGUUCAUAUGAGAGUUUGAACAAGCUCCAUGGUCUUCUCGACCGGUUGCCCCACUCUUGGGGCCUUCGCUGGUCGAAUUACACGAUGCUGACCCAUUUCAAUCGUCGCUAUGCACCGGGACUUCACUUCUAUCACGAGCGCGGCAGGCCAAUAAGCAUAAGCAUGCUGAAGGAAAUGAUUGGACCGGUCGAAUUAGAUCAAAUUUUCAGGGCCAAUUUUGACACACAUUGCUCAACUGGAGCUCAGCCUGAUCGGGUUCUUUGUGAAGCCCUUGGCUCCAUUCUGUGGUUUCCUAUAAUGGCACGGAACCUGACGACCAAGUUUCAUCCUCUCAGCCCCAAGGGUCCAUGGCAUACGCCAAGUGCAGAUUCAGCUUCGCAAGUGGGUCAACUUUCGAAUGGCUUUGUGAGACAUCGAGAUAUGGCAUCGGGAAAUGGGGAACCCGAGAUUGGAUCUUAUUUAAGUCGCCUCAUAGUGGAGCUUCAUCAAGCUGGUGAUUCUACCACAUCAAGCGUUGCACUCCGAGACCUCUUCGAUAUGUAUCAAACGAGUGGAGAUACUGUGGGCAUGGGGGACUGUAAAGUUAUGGAAGCCGACAGUCUUCUCAGUCCAGUUUUUGCCAGCCCAAUUUCUUUAAACCUCACUGUGAUUGAUUCGUCCUCAUCAAUUGGGGAUAAUACUGUCUGGGAUGCCAUUGAAUUCAAUCUUCCAUUUGAAUAUUCACCAAAGGCCAGUAUGUGCUAUGAGUCUGCGUUGGCUCUGUUCCAGAAAACUGGUUGCAGACGAGGCCAAGCGGCCGUGCUACUUCGACAAGGAUGUUGCUUGCAUAUUCUGGCAAUACCACUGCGAGUGACAAAGAAGGAACGAGUUGACCUACUAGGUAAAGCCGAUAAAAAAUUACAAGACGCCCUGAAACUAUUUGGGCGGGACGAGGCAAAUGCCCAAAUAGUCAAAGUCCACCAAAUUCUGGUCUCGAUCAGCAAAGGACAAAUGAGUACAUUCCGAGUGAAACUGGCCGGCAAAGAUAUUGGACUCUGGGGCCUUAAUGCAAUGAACGAGAACUUGGUUCACUUCCUUGGUGUUUUGACAUCCCGGUUCGCACUUCGGGAAUGGCGGAGAUUUUCGCGUCUUGACUCGUCAUUGCUUGCUUUGGAAUUUGCGGAGGCAAUGUUUGAGGCUCUCGGGGAUACUCUUCCCAUGUUCCAAGCCGUGGUGUGCCAAGCAUCAAUGCAAAAUGAGGUUUUCAACUUAUCUGCAUCGCGAGUUCUGAUCGAAAAGGCUAUGUCUAUGUUCGAAGAGAUUAGGGACUAUUACGACGCCAGGAUAGCACUUGCGCCGGAUACAGUAGCCGGGAACAAUGAUAGGGGCACUCUUUUGAGCAGCAAAUUCAAUACUAUUUGGUCAUUCGGUAUGCAAGUAGCUGCCGUUUAUGUUCGAGUAGGAGAUCGUGCUGCCUUCGCUGCGUGGCAAUCGAGGCUCACAAAUUUUAUCCAACAUGACACAAGUUUUCAGAUCAUGAGAGAUGGGUCGCAGCCAUCUAAUCCCAGUUCAUCGUUGACACUUCAAUACCCACCCAGGUCAGAAAUCUGGGAGAAUGCAAUGGCAGAAGAUGCUAUCAAGGUAAAAUAUGCUUCAGCCGAGCUUGACUUCCAUCAACAUUUAGACGCAGGCGAUAUUGAAAAGGCAGAAUCGGCCCUUCGUCGGUUUUUGGAUAACGCAAACGAGUUAGGGCAGGUCUCCAUGAGACAUUUCUAUUGCAUCUUAGCCUGCGAGCGCAUUGGGGAUUUAGCCAGAGCUCGUUCGAUAUUGGAUAGUAUCGAUGAUAACUGUCUGUUCGAUGGUAGAUUGGCGCAUUACACGGAACCAAUCAACAGUGAUAGUCCAUUCUGGAGCACCUUCUCGACCGUGGCCCAGAAUGCAGUGACAUAUAGCAUUUUCGCCCAAGACUUUGACAGAGGUUAUCGAUUGGUGAAUCUGAUUACGGCUGCUUUGCCAGACUUUUUUGAACGACCAGUCGAUGGCAUUCGCGAGUUAGCCUUUCGCCUCGCUCAAUACGGAAUAAUUAUGAUGGAAAAUCACUUCCCCGAGCUAGCGUUCUCUUCCUUCCUCCGGGCUUGUCAAAUUACCGAGCUUCGUCGAUCGCAAACCAGUGAUGUAGAUGCCCGAUUUGGAAGUUCAAUGGCAGGAUGGCAAGGUGAAACCUAUCUCAAUAUGGCAAGUCUCUGCCUUAAGUGUCGUGACUCCGGGGUUCCCAUUGCUGUAUUGGAUCAUUACGAACAUGGCCAUCCCUCUGGCAUAUCGUGGGAUGAACAUGCGUUGUUGUUCACAGAAUCCCAAAGGACAUGUUCGGUACUCGAUUCGUUACAGAUUCAGCAUAGCCAACGUGGGCUAGUCGAGCCAAGCAGCGCCUCCAUUCCUACGGCCAUUCAUAAGCUCAGGGCACUUAGAUCGCUACUCUCCCUUCAAUCCCCAACGCCAGAAGAAAUUGCCGAGAUCGCUGAGCUCCAAGAUCAGAUUCAGGAAUUGGAAAAUAAUGACUGUAUUUCUCCUGCGACGAGCUUUAUUGACGCUACCAGCACACCGAUCGAACCUCGCUUGAUAUAUCAAUGCAUUCCUGACGAUGCUGUUGUUAUUCAAAUAACAUUUGGUGCACGAGGGUUCAUCGCGUUUGCCGUGACCAGAGAUGGCAUUCAAUAUGUGCAACAAGGGCCAGAACGUGGAAGCGAUAUAAGAAGGCCUGUGAUGAAGUUCAUGCAAAUCACAGGGGAGAUAGCCCAAUACUCGGGUGACGAUAAGUUUGAGCGCAGAAAGAUGCUCGAUGACCUUUCUGAGGAGCUAUCCUCGGUGCUGAUAGCACCAUUCUCAAUGAUCAUUCGAUCAAAGAAGAACAUCAUAAUCUCCUGCUCCGAGCCUCUGACAGCAUUUCCCUUCUCCGCACUGGUUUUUGAUGGAAAGCCCUUGAUUUUACACGCUGUUGUAUCUCACACCCCGAGCAUGGCGGUUUUGUUCUAUCUAUCCAAGCGCAAGUCCGCGACAGAAGCGCGAGCUGUUUCUGUCUUCGCCAAGUCACCAAACGCCAAUCCACCAGGAGAUGAAUCAAACACACGAAACGAACUCAACGGGAUAAACCUACAUAUGGCGGCAAUUGAGGCAGUCAAUAUUGCCCGUAUGUUCGCCACUUGGCCUGUCGAAGCAUCUAAUCUUUCCAGACAGGAAUUUUGCAACUACAUCCAGGGUGAAUCCUCGAUCAUUCAUAUCGGAACUCAUGGCUAUAUUGACCCUCGCAAUCCUCUUCUUUCCUCAAUCUCAAUUGGCCAAAAUUUCCGCGUCCUAGACAUGUCUACUAUCCGAAGUUCAGCCCGUCUUCUCGUUUUCGCCGCCUGUCUAAGCGGCCUGGGCAAGGCUACGCCUAGCGCAGAUGUCUUAGGCUUCUCCCAUGUUGUCUUGAGCAGUGGUUGCCAAGCAUACAUUGGCACACUUUGGGAAGUUAGCGAUCUAGCUUCGAUGAUGAUUAUGACUUUCUUUUACCGAUACCUGAAGAGCAACGCGAAUUUCUCUACUGCCGAGGCUAUGAAAGAAGCUCAAAUUCAAUUUUUGCAUCUGGACAGUGAUCGAGCUGAAGACUUAUUGACUAGUAUGCUAGAAGGCUGGACUGCACCUGAUGAAAAUGGCAAUUUACCCGCGGACUUUGUAUCGGAUCAAGAGUUCAUCUUGUCUACAUGGAAGAUGACUCUGUCGCAGAUCGAUUGGUCUGAUCCUUACUAUUGGGCAUCUUUCAUGUUGAUUGGCUAUGGAGACCUUCGAUUUGGGCCCGCGAACCCCGUCUAG
Penicillium longicatenatum is the source of this 4017-nucleotide messenger RNA. Its product is annotated as CHAT domain-containing protein. Bases 1 to 4017 code for a protein of 1338 amino acids. The record is from RefSeq and is a predicted model, not a curated record. The transcript has a single exon. Lineage: Eukaryota; Fungi; Ascomycota; Eurotiomycetes; Eurotiales; Aspergillaceae.